ACUUUACUACUGAUUUAAUACCCUCACCCAAAUCGCCACAUUUAUUUUUCAAUGUGAAAUGAAGACUCUUCAACAACUCCGAGUUUUUCCAUCUUCUGCAUUAACGAUGAAAGAAAUGCAACAACGGUGCAUAAGAAAUGAUUUCCAAGGGGUGGCUACCCCUAGCCCCUUGAGAACUUUCAGCCUGAUUAUGAAUAAUAUCCAAGUGCCACGUGGAACGGAAAAAAAGGAAACGAAUCGAGGAAAAAGUCGAGCUGGACGACAAUUCUCUGCGGUAGGGGCUAUUGGUCUGACCCUUGGCGAUGCUGCCGUACAGUUUUGUCAUUCUCCAGGUGUUGGGGUUAUGUCGAUCGGUGAACUGGCAGGAGGGAUGGAAGACGAGGCUCUACGACUGCUACACGUACAUCAUGUUAUUUCUGCUGUACACCAAUGCCCUUUUCCAAACGAUCUACGUGUUCACGGGCUUCAAGAAUAUCGAUACGCUGAUUGAUGACUGUUUUAUUCUUCUCACCACUAUCAAUAGUGGAUUCAAGGCGACGAUUUUCGUGCGACAACGACAGGAGAUCGUGGAUCUGCUUCGGAUUUACCGGAGCCAAAUGUGUGUACCGAGAAACGCAGCUGAGGAGUUCAUUCGAGACAAAUACGAUCGGGUCAUUCACAAUUUGAGCUUAUAUUACAUAAGCUUCACCAUGUGCACCGUGACAUUCCAGACAUACUCUCAAUGGCGGCAAGUGGUACCUCGUGGAGAACUUAUUUACAAAACAUGGCUACCCUAUGACAAUUCGCGUCCCCUCACCUUCUGGAUAUCCCAUACACAUCAAAUGAUCUGCCAAUUCACGGAUGCCAGCGUUAGUUGCACGUACGGUGUUAUCGUUGCAGCGUUGAUGAUUCAUAUAACUGCGCAAUUUGUUAUUCUCAAACAUCGCUUUGAGAACCUAGCGGCGUCCCUGGGGUUCGGGGACGCGAAUGGUAGAGGGCUCUCGAAAGCGAGAGAGAAUGAUCAGCACGAGGAGAUCGUGAGCAUGGAGAGGGAAAAACUGACCGAGUGCAUCAAACAUCAUUUAUUUAUAUUCGAAUGCGUGGAGACCUCCAAUGACAUUUUCAGUGCUACCAUCCUAGGCCAGUACAUGGCGAGUUCAUUCAUCCUCUGCGGAACAGUCUACAAAGUAUCAAAAAUGGCUAGUUUUGAUUCUGCUUUGAUCGGCGUCCUCAUGUAUUUGGCGUGCAUGCUCUUCGAUAUAUUUUUACCGUGCUACUAUGGCCACAAGGUCACUACUGCGAGUUUCAGACUUUCCGAGGGGGUCUACAACAUGGACUGGUCGGCAUUAAAAAUACCUACGAAGAAGAGCUUGGCCCUAAUAAUGCGCAGAUGCCUGAAACCACUGAGAUUCACCAGUGGUUACGUAGUGGAGCUGUCUCUGGACUCAUUUGGUGGACUCAUCAAAACAUCCUACUCCAUAUUCAAUCUUCUGAAGCAGCAGAACAAUUGAUCUCGCAUUGACGACUAUCAAUUGUCCGCAGAACAUCAUUUAAGGAACGACACAAAGGCAUCAUCUUCUUCAAAAGUAGUCAAAAUGGUUAAACGAGUACUGGUACAGCUGUUACGAUUAUGAAUUCCUGCAAUUUUAUCUUUCAAUUAGCCAAUUUCUCAAUCGAACUUGAAAAAUUCUCCCCUAGAGGUCCGUAGCAUCGUCUGGGACAAAUAAGGUAUGAUUUAUCGGCCAUUGCUAACGCCCCUAUCGAACUUUGUGACCUUUAUUCAGAAAUUGGCUAAUUUCCAUUUUACUUAAAUGUGAUAUUGCUCCACGAAUAAUCGAUCAAUUAAUUAACUUAUUAAAAACACAGUCAAACAAAA
Molecule: messenger RNA, 1855 nt
Organism: Diachasmimorpha longicaudata
Lineage: Eukaryota; Metazoa; Arthropoda; Insecta; Hymenoptera; Braconidae
Product: odorant receptor 94b-like
Exons: 5
Coding region: 303-1490 (395 amino acids)
Biological process (GO): detection of chemical stimulus involved in sensory perception of smell; sensory perception of smell
Cellular component (GO): plasma membrane
Molecular function (GO): odorant binding; olfactory receptor activity
Source: RefSeq, a predicted model, not a curated record